AUGAAUCAGCAGCAACAAAUGAAACAACAUAUUCAACAAAUACAUUUGAAUUUGAUCAAAUCAUCCCAAAUGAUUUUGAAUCGUUCGAACUCAACAUCAACUGUGAUUCUGGACGAAGCGAUUUAUGGGGAUCAAAUUCAUCCACCUGUCCCACUGUCAGCGAACCUCAGUACACCACUACGUUCAGCCCUGAAGACAAGUGGCCUAUUUAACAAAGAUUGGGAAUCAUCUGACGCAUUGAAUGAGCUUUCUGCAAAUGGUAAUCAAUUUACACUUCAUCGGCUUCUAAGUGACAUUGGUGUUAAUGAUUUGAAUUUUGACAUGAAUGAAAUGGCUAAAUUUGAUCCAAUGAAAUUUUUUGAUGUUAAAAAUAUUAGCGAAUUUUUACAAUGUGAUUCAUCCGAUCAAAUGAAUAUGUCAGACGAUAUUGAUUCAAAUUAUAUUGAUAGUAUAUUACCAUCUGCAACAGCUUGUUCAUCAGGAUCAUUUUCAGAAUUUCAUCCACCAACACCAGAACAACCACGAAAUGAAGUAUUCCAUAUAGAAACAAAUCAAUUAAAAAUAGAACCAGAUAAUUUAUUAGUUUAUACUGAAUUAAAUUCAUUUGAUAAUUUCGUAUCUACACCAUCAACAACAUCAGCUCCUAUUGCACAAGAAUUCAAUUUUGAUCCAAGUGUUUUAGCUGCUUUUGAACAUGAUUAUGGAUAUUUACCUAAACGAACAACAGUUUUUGAUACACCAUCACCAUCACCAACAAUUUCUAAACGAACACCAACACGUGGACCACGUCGUACAUCAUCUCGACUUCAAUCACGUGCUACAUUAAUUGAUUUCAAUCAAAUAUUAAAUGAAAAUACAUGUUCAUCACCAACAAUGUCUGACUGUAGUUCCAUAUCAUUAAAAAGGACUAGACAACCACGUCAUAUUCAUCGUGCUACAGAUAUUAAAACAGAAGAUGACUUAUCAUAUUAUUUAGAAAGACGUCGAAAAAAUAAUGAAGCAUCAAAAAUAUCUCGUGCAACACGAAAACAGAAAUUUGGUGAUAUGGAUUUUCGAUGUGCUGAAUAUGAACGUGUUAAUGUUGAACUUCGUAUGAAGAUUUCAACACUCGAAACUGUUACGGCCAAUUUAAAAAAUGGUCUUAUCCGUAAUUUUCAACGUAAAGGUGGUGUUGAACCAAAAUCCUAA
Rotaria sordida is the source of this 1188-nucleotide messenger RNA. The record is from the annotation of a GenBank genome assembly. Lineage: Eukaryota; Metazoa; Rotifera; Eurotatoria; Philodinida; Philodinidae.